GCUGUAGAUCCAGCACACGCGCCGGGCCAUGAAGACGAUCCUCAAGUACGUCGUGGGGGCCGCCGUGCUAGGCUGCGUCGCCGCCAGGACGCCAUUCCAGCUGCCGGGGUACCUGCAGCCAUGCAGACUUAGCGACACGGCCUGCCUGAAGACGACAAUGCAAGAGAUCAUCCCUCGAUUCAGCAAGGGCGCGCCGGAGUUCGGCCUGCCGCCACUGGACCCGAUGCGGAUACGCGAGCUGCAGGUGGACUACGAGAUGGGCGAGAACAUCAAGGGCCGCAUCGUCGUCAGCGACUCCGACACGUACGGCCUGUCCAAGCUGCGCAUCGCUGACGUCAGGACGAGCAGGAACGAGUCGCACGUGUCCAUCGAGGUGGACGUGAAGUUCCCGGAGGUGUACAUAGAGGGCAGGUACAAGUCGGACGGCAUGAUGAUCCUCAUCCCCGUGCGAGGCCGCGGCUACUUCAACAACAGCAUGAGCGACCUGGCGGCCACGUGGAAGAUGAGCGGCAGCUUCGUCCAGGUGGACGGGGACGAGUUCCUCCGGCUGGACCACUUCAGGAUGAGGCCCGAGGUGGAGGACAUGAAGGUGUUCGCCUCCGGUCUCUUCAUGGGCUCCCCGGAGCUGAACGAGGCGGCGCUGGUGUUCGCCAACCGCUACUGGCGCCUCAUCUACGAGAUCCUGCUGCCCUUCGUGGAGGACGGCUGGGACCGCAUCAUGACCGACACGGCCAACAAGGUGUUCCUCAGGGCGCCCUACGACGUGCUGUUCAGCGCCGAGCCGUGAGCCGCGAGCCGCGAGCCGUGUGCCGUGUGCCGUCCGCGAACACCACUCGCCAAUACUCGCGUGUUGUACACCAACCGUGUGCAGACCUUCAGAAAUAACUACCACGUCAUUCGAAAAAUGCUCAAGAUAUCAAAGUGGCUCCUGUUUACGAAAAGCAUUAAAAAAACACGCUGAUGUCAGAUGAGAUGUUCUGUUUCCGUACUGUAUUUCAUUUUUAAAUUGUUUUCAGAAGAGAGAAAAUGGCUCGAACGAGUGUUUUAAGAACAACAUUGAAGUAUGGAAUUCCCGGUGACGAUUCUUGAAAGUACUCAAGGGACUUCCAUUUAUCCGCCGUGUAGUGUUAUGUUCACCGCUCAAAUCUCAUAGUUGCCCUAUGUAAGACGAGAAACUGAGCGCCAAUCCACAGAUUUGCGGUUAGUGGCGAUACAGCGCUAGAAACGCCAGCGGGAAUCCUACGGUUCGCAGGGAUAAGAGCAACACCCGAACAGUUCCGAAUUUUCUCCGACGCUCACCGAUCGCUCGUGAAAAAACACCAUAUUGCAAGGAUUUAUAUAUUUCACGGUCAUACAGUAUUUUAAAUAACGCUAAACUAACGCUAACCGACUUUUUAUUUUUGUUACGAUAACUUAACCCGGCUUAACCCUCCCGGAAAAAAAUAAAUAACUACUAUUUAUUACACUGAUCAAACCUAACCUAGCCAAACAUUUUACUUCGGUAAACUUCGGAACUGUUCGAGUUGUGAUUUUGACUUUCAUCCGUAUGAACUGUAGGCUAUCCUAUUUCAGCUAUAAACGACAAAGGUUAACUAUGAGUACCGGUAAGAAUUUUACCCUCAAAAAUAAAUCUUUAUUGUUUAAAAACCACUUUUACUAUUUUAAUUAUUUCUUACUGUUUCAACGCGUUAAUACACUUUCAAAACAUGUUAAUUACUUACUGGUGCGUGUAACAUUUCUUCAGUUUUUUUUAUCAGACGCACUGCUUAGUGCCACUGGUUGGUAGGCCUUUUUACACUCGCUAUAAGGAACAAGCUUUACUGUAAUGUGUUUAUUAAAAUGUGUUUUUUUUUGUCAGUGAAACCGACUUGAAACCAGCGUUCAUACAAAUGUUUUUACAUACAAAAAUUAACGUUGACACUCGGUGAUGUGAGUGGUGUAUAGGCCCGCCGUUAAGUUACAGGGCCAACACUCGCAAAGUGUCGAAGAGACGCGUUACCAACGAAACGAAUGCACGCCAGUUGGGUCGCGUGCGCGUAAAGGCUAGCUGGCAUUUGAAACGCGAGCCAGUGCCACUCUUACGUUAGAUUUAUAAACUACGCAAGAAACGCAAGCCGUAAAUGUUGACCAACAAAGAUUUUAUUCCAUAUUUGCAUUUAAAAAUAUUAUUUCCUCACACAACGUAUAAAAGAACAAGUAAAAAACUUCUAGCCUACAUUAAUCAACUAACACACCACAAAACCAUAAAACAUUAUUGACAGUCUAAUUUUAAAGAUUUUUUUCUGUAGUCUAUGUUCCACAGUACCUACUAGAAAUUGUUUUCUGUUGCUCUGUUUCGUGUGAAGUAUGAGUGUAUGACUUAUCUAUAAUAUUGUGAAUAAAUAUACACAAAAUAAUUAUCGACGUUUGUACAGAUGAAAUAAUAUUAUUUUUAUACUUUAUCUCAUGUUAAAUUUAUUUUAGACAUUGAAAGGUGUGAUUAUUUCAGAAUUUAUUCUGGAAGUGUUUACAAUUAUAGUUUUGUUCACAUGUAUUUUUGUAUAACGGAUUGAUUCAAUGAACUGUUUAAAAUAAUUAUUAUUAUUUAGAUCAUGUAGCCUAUUUAUUUAAUGAAUAAACAUUUUAUACUUAUUUACGAAGUACAA
This is a messenger RNA of Bacillus rossius redtenbacheri, 2645 nucleotides long. Its product is annotated as circadian clock-controlled protein daywake-like. NCBI's taxonomy places the organism in Eukaryota, Metazoa, Arthropoda, Insecta, Phasmatodea, Bacillidae. The coding region runs from base 29 to 787 and encodes 252 amino acids. The record is from RefSeq and is a predicted model, not a curated record. The transcript has 6 exons.